AUGCAUGGGAAAAUCCUCAGGCAGUAUGUGAUUCGGGUAGACGGCUCUUCUCGUGCUCUACAGUAUGAGACCGUGCAGGCGGUCGAGAAUGGACCUAUCCUCAGAGACAUGGCCUUCUCUUCUGACCACCACUACCUCUAUGUCAUGUCUGAGAACCAGCUGUCAAGAGUGCCAGUGGAAGCCUGUGGUCAGUACUUAACCUGCAGUGAAUGUCUCGGAUCAGGAGAUCCCCACUGUGGCUGGUGUGUCCUGCACAACAUAGCCUCAAACAUAUUAACCAGACAGUAUGGGGUGUUGCUGUGUUUGGGUUGUUAGUCUCCUCUACCUCCAUGACGCCUGGGUCCAUGCCCAGCACUCCAUUUCUUGCAGCUCUUGAGUAUUCAGGGACUCCUCUAGCCAACCCAGGCCAACUCCCAGAUUGCUUUCCUGGGGCUCGG
Molecule: messenger RNA, 437 nt
Organism: Micropterus dolomieu (smallmouth bass)
Lineage: Eukaryota; Metazoa; Chordata; Actinopteri; Centrarchiformes; Centrarchidae
Product: plexin-A4-like
Exons: 4
Coding region: 1-315 (104 amino acids)
Biological process (GO): regulation of cell shape; positive regulation of axonogenesis; semaphorin-plexin signaling pathway involved in axon guidance
Cellular component (GO): semaphorin receptor complex
Molecular function (GO): protein binding; semaphorin receptor activity
Source: RefSeq, a predicted model, not a curated record